This is a messenger RNA of Wickerhamiella sorbophila, 3870 nucleotides long. Its product is annotated as tRNA (guanosine(18)-2'-O)-methyltransferase. Gene Ontology annotation, molecular function: tRNA (guanine) methyltransferase activity; RNA binding. Gene Ontology annotation, biological process: tRNA methylation. Bases 1 to 3870 code for a protein of 1289 amino acids. The record is from RefSeq and is a predicted model, not a curated record. The transcript has a single exon. Lineage: Eukaryota; Fungi; Ascomycota; Dipodascomycetes; Dipodascales; Trichomonascaceae.
AUGGUGCCGUCAAUACCAGAUCGAAGACUCUCUCUGGACCUCCUAGAACGUCAAACAAAUGAUUCUGACCUGAAGAUUGAUUUGGGCCAAGCGGCAGAUCUCUAUAGUGGCACCAAAGUGUCCAUGGAAAAUGCUGAACUGUUAGUAGCCCUCUAUGACGCUCAUGGCCCCAUGAUAUUGACACCCAAGGUUUGGAGGAAUCUUGAAAGCAUGUUUCGUUCCGAGUUUUCAGCUGCUGCCAUCCCCAACCAUGAUUUCGCAAGGGAUCCUCUUUUCUUUAUCGCUAGAAAAGUUGAGCCUGUCCGUGAUUUUUUAAUUGAUGAACUCUUCUCCAAACUUGGGUCGGAAGAUGAGUUUGUCUUUGAGAGUGCCCUGACAUUCUUGUACCAAAUGUUUUUGACUGGAGAUGUGCCAAUCAGAGGCUGCGAAUUAGAUGUGCUAUACGAGCUUCUAUCACACCAAAAUAUAAGAUUGGCGGAUACCGUAGCGCGAAUUUUGGUGUCCAGUACUAAAUAUGCUUGCUCAAGAGUCUCACUGUCGUCCUGGUGGUCCAUAAUCAAGAAUUGCGUUGUCGAUCGGCCUCAGAUAGCGUAUAAAGCUUGGAUUGGCUGGGUGCUCAGUGAGAGCGAAUUCACAAAAGGCGAAGAGUUUAAAGCUCUGUUGAAAAAAGAUAAGUAUUGGAGGCUCUUACGAGAAGGUAUCUCUAUUGGUAUGAAAUCCUGUGAACGAACAAAAUACUGCCUCCAAAUCCUGUCUGCAAGCUUGAAAGAGCUCGACUUUGAUCUCGAUUUGGAGGAAAUGGCUUGGAGAUCCGGCGAAAAGACAACUUAUCUUAACAGUUGGUCUCGCUAUGUCGCUCUGAUCGAGAUUCUUUGUAUCGAUUCUUCACUCAAUCAGGCAGAGGACUCUGCAGACGAUAUCGUCGCAUUUCUGCACCCCCAGUCAGUUAUCCCUUCGAUUUGGGCAGUGACUCUCUUUGAAGCUGGCUUGACAUCUAAUAUCCGAGACUUUGUCUACAAUCUCGUGCUAGAACUAGGUGAGCCACUGAAAACAUUCAACAUCUCUCCUCAGUUUUUAGCAAGAAAACUUAUCCCUUGUGCAUUGCAAGCUUCCAACUUUGUGGUCGAAGAAGGACGGUGUGUUUACAAAGAUAAGGUAUUUUCUUUUAUCGAGAGACUCUGUUGUGCUCUUGAAAGAGAACAGAUGAACAUCUUUAUCAAAGAGUUAAUGGAGGAAUUUUCAGAGAGCGUUCGACAAUACGAAGCACCACGAGUUGUUCUCACGAAUGCUCUAGUUUCAUCUAUCCGGUGUAUACUAGAGUUUGAUGCUCUUUUGAGCGUAGCUGUAUAUGGAGGCUGCGCACUACUAGGCUACAAAUCUGAAGCUAUGGGCAGACUUUUGUUACACAAUUGUACAAAUAUUAUUAUUAGAGGCGCUGAUACGACCCUCAUUACUGCUGAACAAGCUCUGAAGUUGGUAGAUAAGCUUGUCAUUAAUGGUGUUCAGACCGUUGACUUGAAAUCUGUGGCUCAAUGGAUGCCCAAUGCAUGGCUCCCAGUUUUGGUAGAAAAGUCUGGGCUAAAACCAGCCUAUUCGAUUCUUUAUGCCCUAAAGGAUAGUGAUAGUUUCACUUUGGGUGCCGAUGUAGUCGACGUGGACAAGGUAAUACUUUACUUGCAUUCUGAAAUGAAUCUUGCGAGCUCACCUGCUGUGAACCAUCUCGCACAAAAGCUUUCCGAUGGUCUAUACUUAUCAGAGUCAGAGUUCGAUGCUUUGAGUCUUUACCCAAACACUAACAUUUCUGUUCCUCCUCCCAUUGGCGAUACACUGGUUCAAAUGCUACCUUACCUCCAAGCCUCGAGUCUUGUGGCACCACUUCCAACCAACGCUCUGAUUAGGCUCCUAGUUGAAAAGGCUGACAUGACGGGCUAUAUGAAUUGUGAAAUGAGGUCGUUACACUGCCGCAGUAUCAGACAUGUUUUUGAUCAGAUUGAGGCUGUGCCCGCGGAAGAAUGGCCACUUUUAGUUGAGCUGGCUAAACGAGCAUUCUCACACGACGAGUUCGAACCAAGAAUCGCGGCACUUAGAUGCUUGUCGCGCUCCAUGGAUAGCCUUAGUGCUGAAGAAGUGGAUUCAGAGAAUCUUGCCUCAGCUUUAUCGUCUAUCUGGCACGCGUUCAAGGAAGAAAAACUCCGGGCUUCAGAACACUUUGUGCAUAUUCAAUUUAUAAAAGUCCUCACGAAGCCAAAAACUGUACGUUCGCGCAAUACUGAAGAUUUGGAAGCGAUUGCCUUGGAUAUCAUGGAUGAGAGCUAUGCUCGCCGAGAUCUUUUGCCCCAGUUGAUCCGCGGGCUAGUAGCGACUCCUUGCCUUUGGGUAUCUCGAGUCGCAGCAGCAGGGUUCUGUUUCCUACAGACCAAUAUGCAAUCGUUUCAUCUGGAGACUCUUCUUGCAAACGAAUCUGGUAACUAUCAUGCCUUCUGGCCGCUAUCAGAAAAAGCUGCAAAAGUUUUUGCCUUCGAUUACUUUUCCAAAGGAUACGAUGCCGUGGAAAUCACUAUUUACCUUUUGCAUGAUCAGCGGUUCGCUUUAUUACAACCUGGAAAGAGGCAUGAUGGAGACGAAGAAAGAGUUCGGAUACUCGGUUUCCAAUUGCUAACUUUGAUGUCAAAGUUCUGGGGUGAUUCCCUUGCCGUGAGCAUAGCCAGGACUCUUUUGGAGAAAGCCGUCGAUCUCGAGCCUUCGCCUUCAGCUCGUAUACACGUCGAGUGGAUCAUAGCGCUAGUGAUCUCAAGGCAACCUACACAAUUAAUUGAUGAGUUUGUGUUGAAACCACUAGAAAACACUCUGGCCCCGCGCCACGUAUCUUCUCUUGGUCGGAUUGGCCUUUUGGUAGGUAAGGAGGUCACGAAGGAACUGAAGCCCGAGUUUUAUCAGAAAUAUCUGGAUGUUAUGAUUCCGUUGUCGUCCAGUAACCGAGCUCCAGUUCGGCAUUUUGCAGUUGCUAUGAUAUACGUUAUCUUCCUGGACCAGAAUUUGCGAGAUUGUAUUCACCCGCUGAUGCUAAAGCUUGUCGAUGGAAUCGCGUCUUGCGCAGCAUCAGUUGAGAACUUCAAAGAGUUCAGAAACGGCGACGACUCCGUGUGGUCAAUUUCCAAAUGUUUUACAUUCACAAGUAUCUGUGGUGGUGUUUCUAGUCGCAUCACUGGAAGGGUUCUGAAGGAUAGAUUGUAUAAAGCAGAUUUCGAGGAGGAACUCGGAACCCGAUCUUACGCGGACGAGGAUGUUACUGACUUGCGUCCUAUAAAGGCAUUCCAUGAUAUCUCUAUGAUUAGAGACGCAAUUCGCGUAACCAAUGAAAACAUUCAAACUAAGAGUGGCUCUUUUGAUGGAUUGCAGCCCUUGCAGCGAUCAGGACUGAUUGUUGUAGCUACUCUCUGCGACAAGCCCACAAACCUUGGUGGCAUCUGCCGGCUUUGCGAUGCUCUGGGUGCCAAACUCAUGACACUGAAUGAUAUCUCUGUGUCCAAACAUCCCCAGUUCAAAAAUACUGCUGUUACCGCUGACAAGUGGAUGCCUAUGUUACAAGUGCCCGAGAACCGCUUACUCGAGUACUUGGAAGAAAAGAAGCAGGAGGGCUAUACACUUGUGGGCAUUGAACAAACCGAUAAUAGUCGCACGCUCAGACCUGAUCUGAAGUUUCCUGUGAAAACCGUUCUGGUUAUGGGCAAAGAGCGCGAGGGUAUCCCAGGCGAGGUUUUGGCACAUCUUGAUUUCUGCGUGGAGAUAGAGCAGUUUGGUGUGGUGCGAUCUAUGAAUAUCCAAACAGCAACCGCCAUUUUGGUAAAUGCAUAUAACAACCAGCAUUAA